AUGGCCUUGGUCCUAGACGCCGCAGUGGACUCUGAGACCUCACAGGUGCUCCAGGACGUGGCCAACCGCCUGCGAAUCCACUCAAUCAGGGCCACGUGCGCCUGCAACUCGGGCCAUCCCACGUCGUGCUGCAGCGCCGCGGAGAUCAUGGCGGUGCUCUUCUUCCACACCAUGAGGUACAAACACACAGACCCAGAACACCCUGACAACGACCGCUUUGUCCUCUCCAAGGGCCACGCUGCGCCCAUCCUCUACGCGGUUUGGGUGGAGGUGGGCAGCAUGUGCGAAUCCGAGCUGCUAAACUUGCGGAAAAUCCACUGCGACCUGGAGGGCCAUCCCACCCCUCGGCUGUCGUUUGUGGAUGUGGCCACGGGGUCUCUCGGGCAAGGACUGGGUGCUGCGUGUGGAAUGGCGUACACCGGUAAGUACUUUGACAAGGCCAGCUACCGGGUGUUCUGCCUCAUGGGGGAUGGUGAGUCCUCUGAAGGCUCUGUCUGGGAGGCCUUGGCCUUUGCUUCCCACUACAACUUGGAUAAUCUUGUAGCCAUCUUUGACGUGAACCGCUUGGGACAGAGCGGUGCUGCACCCUUAAAGCACUGUACAGACGUCUAUGAGAAGCGCUGCCAAGCGUUCGGCUGGAACACUUACGUCGUGGAUGGGCACGAUGUCGAAGCCCUCUGCCAGGCCUUUCAGAAAGCAGCUCAAGUCAAGAGCAAACCUACUGCCCUGAUUGCCAAGACCUUCAAGGGUAGGGGUAUUCCAAAUGUUGAGGAUGCAGAAAAUUGGCAUGGGAAGCCUAUGCCCAAAGACAGAGCUGAUGGAAUUGUCAAAUUAAUUGAGAGCCAGAUAAAAACAAACAGAAACCUCAAACCAAAGGCACCUGUGGAAGACUCACCCCAGAUCACCAUCUCCGAUAUAAAAAUGAGCUCUCUACCUGCAUAUAAACUGGGUGAUCCGAUAGCUACUCGGGAAGCAUAUGGCUUGGCUCUGGCUAAACUGGGCCAUUCUAACAAAAGAGUUAUUGUUCUAGACGGUGACACAAAAAAUUCUACUUUUUCGGAGAUAUUCAAGAAAGAACACCCUGAGCGUUUCAUAGAGUGCUUUAUUGCGGAACAAAACAUGGUAAGUGUGGCACUGGGGUGUGCCACACGAGACCGAACCAUUGUUUUUGUUAGUACCUUUGCUGCCUUCCUGACCCGAGCCUUUGAUCAGAUCCGAAUGGGAGCCAUCUCUCAAACCAACAUCAACUUUGUUGGUUCCCACUGUGGGGUAUCCAUUGGAGAAGAUGGGCCUUCCCAGAUGGCCCUGGAGGAUCUAGCCAUGUUCAGAAGCAUUCCCAACUGCACCGUUUUCUAUCCAAGCGAUGCUGUUGCUACAGAGUAUGCUGUUUAUCUGGCCGCCAACACCAAGGGUAUGUGCUUCAUUCGGACCAGCCGGCCAAAAACUGCAGUCAUUUAUACUUCACAAGAGAACUUUGUGAUUGGACAAGCCAAGGUGAUCCGCCACAGUGCAGUUGACAAGGUGACAGUUAUUGGAGCAGGAGUUACUCUACAUGAAGCCUUAGUAGCUGCUGAUGAACUAGCUCUGCAAGGUAUUUCUAUUCGGGUCAUUGACCCAUUCACUAUCAAGCCCCUGGAUGCUGCCACCAUCAUCCAAAGUGCCAAAGCCACAGGUGGCCGGAUCAUCACAGUGGAAGAUCACUACCGAGAAGGUGGCAUUGGGGAAGCCGUAUGUGCAGCCAUCUCUAGAGAGCCUGACAUCCUUGUUCAGCAGCUUGCGGUAACAGGAGUGCCUCGAAGUGGGAAACCUAGUGAACUGCUGGAAAUGUUUGGAAUCAGUGCCAGACACAUUAUAGCAGCUGUGAAAGACGCCGUAAUGAAAUGA
Psammomys obesus (fat sand rat) is the source of this 1884-nucleotide messenger RNA. It is a transcript of the gene Tktl2, whose product is annotated as transketolase like 2. The coding region runs from base 1 to 1884 and encodes 627 amino acids. Gene Ontology annotation, molecular function: transketolase activity; thiamine pyrophosphate binding. NCBI's taxonomy places the organism in Eukaryota, Metazoa, Chordata, Mammalia, Rodentia, Muridae. The transcript has a single exon. The record is from RefSeq and is a predicted model, not a curated record.